Messenger RNA from Phyllostomus discolor (pale spear-nosed bat), 1521 nucleotides. Its product is annotated as olfactory receptor 10A4. Gene Ontology annotation, biological process: G protein-coupled receptor signaling pathway. Gene Ontology annotation, molecular function: G protein-coupled receptor activity; olfactory receptor activity. Gene Ontology annotation, cellular component: membrane. Bases 125 to 1099 code for a protein of 324 amino acids. Lineage: Eukaryota; Metazoa; Chordata; Mammalia; Chiroptera; Phyllostomidae. The transcript has a single exon. The record is from RefSeq and is a predicted model, not a curated record.
GUACAGCUGUUUGAUCAGAAACAACUAUAACAAGAGAGGUAGAGAAUGAGGCCACAGGAAGUUCUGCUUCCAAAGGUAUAAUAGAGGUCUAUUGAACAUACUGAGAUUUCUUCCCACAGCAUGAAUGCCCAGUGGAAUCCUGGCCAGAAGAAUGAUGUGGGGAAACUGGACAACUGUCAAUGAGUUUGUUCUUGUCAGUUUCUCGGCCUUGUCUUCUGAGCUACAAGCUCUACUAUCUCUCCUUUUCUUGACCAUUUACAUCAUUACCCUAAUGGGCAAUGUCCUUAUCAUACUGGUCACUACAACUGACUCUGCACUACAAAGUCCUAUGUACUUCUUCCUCAGGAACUUGUCCUUCCUGGAGAUAGGUUUCAACUUGGUCAUUGUGCCCAAGAUGCUGGGGACACUGAUCAUCCAAGACACAACCAUCUCCUUCCUUGGCUGUGCCACUCAGAUGUAUUUCUUCUUCUUCUUUGGGGCUGCUGAAUGCUGCCUCCUGGCCACAAUGGCAUAUGACCGCUAUGUGGCCAUCUGUGACCCUUUGCGUUACCCAGUCAUCAUGGGUCACAGGGCCUGUGCCCAGCUGGCAGCUGCAUCCUGGUUCUCAGGGUUUCCAGUGGCCACUGUGCAAACCACAUGGAUUUUCAGCUUCCCUUUUUGUGGCCCCAACAAGGUGAACCACUUCUUCUGUGACAGCCCCCCUGUCAUUGCCCUGGUCUGUGCUGAUACUUCACUGUUUGAACUGGAGGCUCUGACAGCCACUGUUCUUUUCAUCCUCUUCCCUUUCUUGCUGAUCCUGGGAUCCUAUGUUCGUAUCCUCUCCACUAUCUUCAGGAUGCCCUCAGCUGAAGGGAAACGCAAGGCCUUCUCCACCUGUUCCUCCCACCUCCUGGUUGUCUCCCUUUUCUACAGCACUGCCAUCCUCACAUACUUCCGACCCAGGUCCAACACCUCUCCUGAGAACAAGAAGCUGCUGUCACUAUCCUACACAGUGGUUACUCCUAUGUUGAACCCCAUCAUUUACAGCUUAAGGAAUAGUGAAGUGAAGGCUGCACUGAAACGGGUCAUCCAUAGGACCCUGGGCCCACAGAAACUAUGACUGACUUAGAAGGAAACUGAAAGGGUAGAAUGCAAGGAAAAAGGAAAAAAAACAAAUUCCUCAUUUGGGUUUUUGGACUCCACUCUUUCCAGGAUCCUCUGUACACUCACUGGGAUUUUCAGCUUUCCACUGGGAUCCAUUUCUGAAAACAACAUGAGUGAUGAAAGAAAGAACUGCAUUCAGUAGGAAUAGCAUCCUAUGGGACUGUGGUACCAAAGUCUCUGAAGAUGCCACUAAUUUACACAAAUUAGAUGACAUUUGAAAGUUGGGAACUUCACUAUGAUUUGCUGUUUUUUGUUUUAACUUUUUCUGGAUUGUCAUCUAUAUCAUUUCAUAAUUUUCUCCUUUCUUCUCUUCUAUUUGUCCAAAAACUCUACAAGCAACUUUUAUGGAUCUUUUUCUUUACAUGGUAAAGUAAAGAU